GAAACUAUGGAACGUGGGAUCGGCGCGGUUUUUGGACCGUUCCAUCUUGAAUCAUCAAACAUAGUGCAGUCACUUUGCGARACUAUGGAAGUUCCGCGUAUAGACACUAGUUGGGAAAACACACCUAUUAAAAAUUUCAAUUUUUAUUUCAAUCCAUAUCCUGARCCAACAUUGCUAGGAAAAGGUUAUACGGCUAUUGUUCAUGAUAUGGACUGGAAAUCAUUCACGUUACUCUAUCAGCGACCAGAAUGUCUUCAGAGAUUACAAGACUUAAUCCAAGAUUAUUCGGGAAAAACAAAACCUAAUGAUAAACAAGCAGCAGCUAUCUCUAUURUACAAUUACCUGAAGGCAAUAAUUUUAGACCGAUUUUAAAAGACAUUAAGAAGUCUUUAGAAGGUCACAUUGUACUUGACUGUGAUGCAGAUUUAAUAUCAACUGUAUUCAAACAAGCAAAAGAAGUCAACUUGUUGGAUGACUAUCAUAGUUUUAUCAUAACCUCAUUGGAUGCACAUACGGUAGAUUUUAGUGGUAUUGUGCAGAGCUUGCGUACAAAUAUAACAACUGUCCGGUUAAUUGAUCCAUUAAGCCCAUCUGUGGAAAAUAUCGUGAGAGAUUUGAAUUUUGUUCAACAAAGAAUGAAUUUGAAUAUGGCGCCUUUGAAAGCUGACAAACUUACAGUCAAUGCAAUACUCAUAUAUGACGCAGUAAAUGUAUUUGCUAAAGCAUUAAAAGGUCUCGGUAUGACAAAUAAAAUCAUCACUGAACCACUCCAAUGUAUAAAYUCGCCAUUUAUUCCUUGGUCCAAUGGAUUUAAACUUAUAAAUUUCAUGAGAGUAAUUGAAACUGAAGGACUGACUGGUCUGUUACGCUUUGACAGCAAAACUGGUCAUCGAUCAUACUUUACACUAGAAAUGGUAGAACUAGUUGAUACUGGUUUUAAAAAAAUUGGCUUAUGGGAUCCAGAAAAAGGUAUGACUUAUACGAGAACCAGUCUUGAAAUGCUUCGUGAUUUAUACUCCGGGAGUAAGAACAAAACAUUUAUUGUUUCAUCAAAAAUCACAGAGCCGUAUUUAAUGUUAAAAGAAGGCCACAAUAAACUAGAAGGCAAUGACAAAUAUGAAGGAUACGUGGUGGAUCUUAUAGAAAUGAUUGCUAAAGAAAUUAAUAUAACUUAUGAAUUUCGUUUAAGAAGUGAUGGAAAUGGAAAACGUGAUAAAAAGACAAACAAAUGGAAUGGGAUUAUUGGUGAAGUACAGGAAAUGAGAGCYGACUUGGGGGUCUGUGAUUUAACAAUUACUCAUGAAAGAAGGUCUGCUGUGGAUUUUACCAUGCCUUUUAUGAACUUGGGUAUCAGCAUAUUGUUCAGUAAACCAGAAGAACCCCAAACCAAUCUUUUUUCAUUCACCCAACCACUUUCCUUUCAAGUAUGGAUAUUUACAGCAACCGCUUAUUUAGGCCUAUCCCUGGUAUUAUUUUUUUUGGCCAGAAUCACACCAAAUGAAUGGCAGAACCCUCACCCGUGCAAUCCUCGUCCAGAAGAAUUAGAAAACUCUCUAUCAUUGCUCAACUGUUUAUGGUUUUCAAUGGGUUCCAUUCUCUGUCAAGGAAGCGAUAUUCUGCCUAGAGCGUUUCCAACCAGAUUAUGUGCUGCUAUGUGGUGGUUCUUUGCUCUUAUUAUGACUCAAUCUUACACUGCUAACUGGACGGCAUUUUUAACAUCGAAUCGGAUGGAAACAACUAUAAAGAAUGUAGAAGAUCUUGACAAAAAGGGAGGAACAGAAGGUAUCAAAUAUGGAUGUGUAACCGAUCAAUCUACAGCCAGUUUCUUUCAAAACUCAGAUGUAAAUUUAUACCAAAAGAUGUGGAGUGGUAUGGAACUAAAUGGGGAUUCUGUGAUGGUAUCCGAUAACAAACAGGGGGUGGAUCGGGUGAAGAAGGAGAGAAAUCAUUAUGCUUUCUUUAUGGAAUCUAGUUCUAUCGAGUAUGAAGUUCAGAGAAAUUGUGAUCUCACAGAAGUGGGAUAUUGGCUGGAUAACAAAGCCUAUGGUAUUGCGAUGCCAUUCAAUGCUCCUCACAGAACGCUUGUAAAUAUGGCUGUAUUAAAGCUUUCAGAAUCAGGAGCGUUAAUGAGCCUAAAAAAUAGGUGGUGGUCAGUAUCUGAUAAUAAAAGGUGUAAGGAUUUAAAAAAAGACACAGCUGAACUCGAUGUCAAUGAAGUUGGUGGUAUGUUCGUGAUUUUAAUACUUGGCUGUCUUAUAGCAUUUUUAUUCUCUAUACUCGAAUUUUUAUGGAAUAUAAGAAAAGUAGCUGUUGAAGAAAAGUUAACACUUUGGGAAGCAUUCAUGGUGGAGUUGAAAUUCGUGUUGAAGUGUCACGGAACAUCCAAACCGGUGAGACAUAUAGAAGACAGUUCGUCGGAUAUAACUGCCAAAUAA
This is a messenger RNA of Diuraphis noxia (Russian wheat aphid), 2436 nucleotides long. RefSeq names its product glutamate receptor ionotropic, kainate 2-like. Lineage: Eukaryota; Metazoa; Arthropoda; Insecta; Hemiptera; Aphididae. The record is from RefSeq and is a predicted model, not a curated record. Gene Ontology annotation, biological process: monoatomic ion transport. Gene Ontology annotation, cellular component: membrane. Gene Ontology annotation, molecular function: signaling receptor activity; ligand-gated monoatomic ion channel activity.